CCGAAUGGGGCCAGUUUGACAGUUCUCGCGUGUCGAGCAAGUUGUGUUUUUCAUUACGCGCAAAAAAAUCCAAUUUCCUCCUCAAAAAUGAAUUAAAACGCGAUUCCAAAGGACACUUCUCACAAGUCCUCAGCACCAGGGUACAAGUGCAAGAAAGUGGCAGUGGAGUUGAUGUGAAUUUCACACGAGAAAAGGCGAAAGUUUGCAAAGAAAUAAAAUAAGAAAAACACUAAAAAUCAAUGGAAAAGUGAAAAAAUUCAAGAUCUUGAAGGGAAAAAAGGAAAAUAAGGACAACAAAUGCCUUCGAGGUGAUAAAGUUCAACUUUAGUGAAUGUGGACGCGCGCGAAACAUGUCACGGCGAGUGAAUUUGCUGGGGCUCGUUACCAUCAGUGGGAUUUGUAUUUUCCUCCUUUUGUUCGCCAAUCACCGUACCAGCAACUACCCCGUUGACUUUUACCGGCCACGUCCGCUCUACCAUCACCAUCGGGAACCACCCUCAAUGGCUGGGGAUCACUACUCGGCGGCCAAUGGGGGUGUUUCCACGACGCAAAAUUCAAGUAUUCGCAUUCAGGAUGUGAUCGUGGCACAGCGUGAGCGAAUUGUUGAGGAAAUGAUGCUCUUUGACUACCCCGCGGGCAGAUUUAAUCAGCCAGCGAGUCAGCUGUCGGAGCUCACACCUGAAACGGGGGGGACACCCAUUAGGAGUAUUGUAAUCACAACAUGGCGCUCUGGGUCAACCUUCCUGGGGGACAUUCUCAAUGCCAUGCCCGGGAAUUACUACCACUACGAGCCCCUGCUGAAUUUUGACAUCAUCCAAAUCCGCGGGGAGCCAUUGGCAUCGCAAGCUGUGGCAAAUCUCAAAAAGCUCCUUCGGUGCGACUACAGUGGACCCGGGAUGCGAGACUACCUCGACUAUGGGCAGACGCAUACGUAUCUAUUCAAGCACAAUACGCGCCUGUGGCGAUUGUGCCUGCUAUACCCCAAUUUCUGCUGGCGACCGGAUUUCCUAACGCCCCUCUGUCGGCUAUUUCCGCUGCAGAGUAUGAAAGUUGUCCGACUGCGUCUCGCCAUUGCUGGUCAAUUGUUGGAAGACUCCAGUUUAAAUGUUCGAAUAAUCUUACUUAUUCGUGACCCACGCGGUACCCUCCAGUCCCGGAAGCACCGCGAAUGGUGCCCUGGCCGCCCCGACUGUGAUCAUCCGCCCACCAUGUGCCGCGACAUGGUGGCGGAUUACUAUGCGGCCCAGUUGCUGCUGAAGAAGCACCCUGAACGUUUUCGCGUUGUUCGCUAUGAGGAUCUCUCGCUCAAUCCUCACGAAAUGACGCAGGAGCUGCUUGACUUCUAUGGCCUACCAAUGGACCCCGAAGUGGAGGAAUUCCUCGAGUCACACACAAAAUUGGACAUUGGAGGUGUUAGCUCCACAUAUCGCGACUCAAAGUCUGCACCCUUUCACUGGAUUAAGGAUCUCGCCUUCGAGGAGAUUGACACAAUCCAAAAUGGAUGUACAAAAGCAAUGGAAUUGUGGGGCUAUGCAAAGGCCACAAAUGUAACGAUUCUGAGCAACAAAUUCGAUCCUAUUCUUCCAUAUUCUCUCACGUGAGCACUGCAAUAACUGUGUGGCGUUUUAAAACAAGCAGAAAAUCUCUCAAAUAUUCCAGCAAAAUGUUGGUAAUAUUAACUAAAAAGGAGACUACAUUUUAGAUGAACGAGUCACUUAAUCUAUAGGUCCGUUGUAGGGUAUUUAAAACUGCAUUUUCACUGCGCGAAUUACAAUUAUUAAUUUAAAAAAAAAAGAGUAAAGAUAUAGAAUAUAUUUUGAGUCAGAUUAUGGAUGAAGACAGGUAAGUUAGAGAAACAAAUAAACGAACAAGAAAAAGACAGGAAUGUUAGUCACAAACAUGGUCACCAAAAAACCACGUUAAACUAGUUAAUCUUUCAAUCCUGAGAUCAAUUUUUUAUUUAGGAAUUUAAUUAUACUGAUUAAUUUUCCCUGAAAAAAAUCAUCAUUGAAUGCGCUGUGGUUUAUAUUUUUAUUUUUACAAUUUCCUAAAAUUUAUCUUUUUUUUUAAAGCUAAUUAAUUCUUCGUUUUAAGGUUUAAUAUUAUAUAUAAAUUAUUAGUUUCUAAGAGAUUUAUUUUCUUUAUUUAUUUUAUUAUUAUUUUAGAAAAAUUCCACUUUUUUUUUAAUUUUAAAAAUGAACUGCAAUAAAAAUUCUCAUGGGAAGUAGAGAAAUUCACCCCUAAAGUGGAUAAUUGUGACGGAAAUUCGGGCUCAAAUUUAAACAGGAAAAAAUGUAGGUAAUUUGUAGGCUUAAAAAACGGAAAAACAGUAUAUUGUGGUGCCUUCUUGGGUAAUUUUAAGGAAUUUUUCUUUUUCCCUUUUGGCUACAAUAAAAUAAACAAAACAAACACAAUCGAAAGCUAGAUCACCGUUCUUUAUUCUUUCGAUUUUGCUAUACAUAGUUAGGGCAUUGAAAUAGGAUGAAAAAGAAAAAAGAAUGUUUAAUGACAAUUUAUUUAUUUUAGUCACAAAUUCUCCCAAAAAAAAAUACUUGUCUAUACACAGAGGAAUUGUUAUUUUAAUAAAUAAACCGCAAAAGACAUGCAAACGACCCAUA
Messenger RNA from Lutzomyia longipalpis, 2618 nucleotides. RefSeq names its product carbohydrate sulfotransferase 5. The record is from RefSeq and is a predicted model, not a curated record. Bases 351 to 1601 code for a protein of 416 amino acids. Gene Ontology annotation, molecular function: N-acetylglucosamine 6-O-sulfotransferase activity. Lineage: Eukaryota; Metazoa; Arthropoda; Insecta; Diptera; Psychodidae. Gene Ontology annotation, biological process: sulfur compound metabolic process; N-acetylglucosamine metabolic process. The transcript has 4 exons.